Messenger RNA from Diospyros lotus (date-plum), 2929 nucleotides. Its product is annotated as double-strand break repair protein MRE11. Gene Ontology annotation, cellular component: nucleus; Mre11 complex. Gene Ontology annotation, molecular function: DNA endonuclease activity; manganese ion binding; 3'-5'-DNA exonuclease activity. The transcript has 24 exons. Lineage: Eukaryota; Viridiplantae; Streptophyta; Magnoliopsida; Ericales; Ebenaceae. Gene Ontology annotation, biological process: telomere maintenance; double-strand break repair via nonhomologous end joining; double-strand break repair via homologous recombination. The record is from RefSeq and is a predicted model, not a curated record. The coding region runs from base 466 to 2628 and encodes 720 amino acids.
CGCUAGCACUUCGAAAUUUGUUUUGAAGGCGUUGGAUGAUCAAACCUCAUUGAGUCCAAAUGGAUGCCAAGAUCGCAUAAUUUAGUUACGGAAAAUCGCAGAGUCCAUAAUACUACUCAUCGUGAGGGUUCUGGAGCUUGCCCUUGGACUACUUUUUCUUAAAUCAUAUUGAAAUCCCGUUGGUUACUUGUUUUUGAAUGAAGUAAAUUUCUUUGCGAGAGAAGUUGCAGCUAGGUUUAUGUCCAAAAAAAACCUAACUAAAGCAGAGGAAGACCACUGACAAUAGGCAGAUAGAUCCCCUGUCAAAUGGCUUCCACGGAAGGGGUAAAUGUGAGAUUGGUUCAUCUCAUCUGAGGUUUAAGUACAUACUGUUCCCGGGUUUUUCUGAUUUUAGUUCCCGUCCUUUCUAAAUAAAAAGGAUUUCCUAAUUUCUUCACCGGGCAAUUGAGGUAAAACUUCGUUGUUAUGGCUCCUCCAAGGGAGGAUGUUGCAAAUACACUGCGGAUACUUGUUGCCACGGAUUGUCAUCUGGGUUAUAUGGAGAAGGAUGAAAUUCGCCGGCAUGACUCAUUCCAGGCAUUUGAAGAGAUAUGCUCCCUAGCAGAGCAAAAGCAGGUGGAUCUCUUACUCCUUGGUGGUGACCUUUUCCAUGAGAAUAAGCCCUCAAGGUCAACAUUGGUGAAAGCCAUUGAAAUUCUUCGUCGCCAUUGCCUCAAUGAUCAACCAGUGCAAUUCCAAGUUGUCAGCGAUCAGACUGUGAACUUUGCAAACUCAUUUGGUCAUGUAAAUUAUGAAGACCCUCACUUCAAUGUUGGCUUGCCAGUGUUCAGUAUUCACGGAAAUCAUGAUGAUCCAGCGGGGGUGGACAACCUUUCAGCAGUUGAUAUCCUUUCUGCAUGCAAUCUUGUGAACUAUUUUGGCAAAAUGGUUCUUGGAGGUUCUGGUGUUGGGGAAAUCACUCUCAACCCCAUUCUCAUUAGGAAGGGAUCAACUUCUGUAGCUCUGUAUGGCCUUGGAAACAUUAGAGAUGAACGACUUAAUAGAAUGUUUCAGACACCUCACUCUGUCCAGUGGAUGCGACCUGAAGCUCAAGAUGGAUGUCAAGUAUCAGACUGGUUCAACAUUUUAGUACUUCAUCAGAACAGAGUUAAAACAAAUCCUAAAAAUGCAAUAAAUGAGCAUUUCCUGCCUCGGUUCCUGGACUUUGUUGUGUGGGGGCAUGAACAUGAAUGUCUUAUUGAUCCUCAGGAAAUUCCAGGCAUGGGUUUCCACAUAACUCAACCAGGUUCUUCUGUUGCAACAUCACUAAUUGAAGGAGAAUCAAAGCCAAAACAUGUACUUCUUUUAGAAAUCAAGGGAAAUCAAUAUCGCCCAACCAAGAUAUGUUUGAACUCAGUGAGGCCUUUUGAAUAUACCGAGGUAGUGUUGAAAGACGAACCUAACAUUGAUCCUCAUGACCAAAAUUCAAUUCUUGAACAUUUGGAUGAAGUGGUCAAAAACCUAAUAGAAAAAUCUAGCCAAAAGGCUGUUAACCUAACAGAGCUGAAGCUUCCACUAGUCCGAGUGAAGGUUGAUUAUUCUGGAUUUAUGACAAUCAAUCCUCAAAGGUUUGGGCAAAAGUAUGUGGGAAAGGUUGCAAAUCCCCAGGAUAUCCUUAUAUUUUCAAAGGCUACAAGGAAAGGUCGCAGUGAAGCUACAAUUGAUGAUGCUGAACGGCUUCGACCAGAAGAACUAAAUCAACAAAAUAUAGAGGCAUUGGUUGCUGAGAAUAAUCUGAAAAUGGAGAUCCUUCCAGUUAAUGAUUUGGAUGUUGCAUUGCAAAAUUUUGUGAACAAGGAUGACAAAAUGGCUUUCCAUUCUUGUGUGAAGUACAACCUUGAAGAAACACGUAAUAAAAUUACUCAGGACUCAGGAACUGCGAAAUUUGAGGGGGAAGAUCUGAUUCUCAAAGUUGGGGAAUGCUUAGAGGAACGUGUGAAGGAAAGGUCACUGUGCUCUAAAGAAGCUCCAGAAUUCACACAUACUGCACAUCCCUUGGGGGACUUCGGAAGUAAAAGUACACGAGUUGGAAGUGCAGUUUCCUUUAGUGAUGAUGACGAUACCAAUCAAUUCUCUACUUCAAAGUCUGCAACUAGAGGCAGGAAAAGAUCAUCAAUACCUUUCAGUUCCUCUCAUGAUCCACCAGAAGUUGCCAAGACAUCUUCAAGAGGAAGAGGCAGGGGUAGAGGCAGAGGCUCUAGUAAGUUAAAGCAGACCACCCUUGAUGCAGCUAUUGGGAUCCGCCACUCACAGAGAUCUGCAUCGGUGCAAAAUAUUGGUGAUGAUGAGGAUAAUGUGGAUUCUAGUUCAAGUGAUGAAGCAGGGAAUAAUGGAGUACAUGAGGUCAACGACAGCUCAGACAAUUGCGAAAAUCAUCAAGGCAAAGGACGCAAAAGAGCUGCUCCAAGGGGAAGGGGUAGAAGUUCUAUACCAGCUUCUAAGCAGGGAAGAAAAUCAGGUAACUCUUCAUCUUCAGUCCAUAAAAUGCUUAUGAGCAAAGAUGAUGAAGAAGAUGAUGAUGACAUGGAAAGGAGAGUGAACAAGUCUCAACCACGGGUAACAAGAAAUUAUGGUGCCCUACGGAGGUAGCUACCAUGGAGGCACUUCUUUUUGCACCCGUACCAGCUCUCAUCAUUUGUAUAUGUAUUACUCUUCCAGGAUAUCGUGUUAUCUUGUUAUCUAGGCAACAAGAUGUUUGGCAGCUUUGUUUAUGUAGUCUCAAUUUUUUUUUUUUUUUUGGUGGGUUCGUGGCAUCUGUAGCAGCAACAUAAUGACCCAACUCACAUUUUGCCCUUUUGUUGAUCCUGUUUUCAAAUAUUUGUAAGCAUGUUACUUUAAAGGGUGUACUUGACAAUCUUAACCGUUAAAACUGAUUUGUUAUUGAGCACUA